AUGGCGCGUCUACUUUUCGUCGCAACGUUCGCCGUGCUGCUGGCGGUGGCGUCCGCAGGUCAAACCGUGGUGACUGGACCCAACAACCCGGCGGUGAACCUGGACAAGGCCAAGGGCGAGAAUGGCGUGGCAACCGAGGUCCCUCCUGGCAUCGAGAAGGCGGCGGCCGCCGGCGGGCUUGACAAGUUCGAGGGAACGACGAUCGUGAGCUCGAGCACGGACAGUAUUCUGAUGGUGGACGUGAAGGUUGCGGGAUGGAACAAAAUGAAGUGCCACAAGGACCUGGGCAAGCCCGGGGAGGGCGCGUGCACGCCGGCCAACUGCAGCAAGGGCGGCAUCGCCGCCAAGUGGAAGACGUCGAACCUGCUGAAGAACAAGCUGGGCGUGGAGGUGUACGUGAAGGGCAACCCGCUGACGCUGAAGAAGGCGUCCCCGCAGACGUGCUGCAACACGUGCGCGGGGACAGCAGCUGCACUACGCCACCGACUCGAAGCCGGUUCAUCUGCAGGUGCGCACGGGCGGCGAGUGCAACCCCGCGGCAAACGUGGUGAACGACCCGCAUCUGGUGGGCGCGUACGGCACGCACUUCGACUUCAACGGGCGCCCCGACAAGGCGUUCUGCCUGCUGACGGACAAGGACCUGCACGUGAACAUGCUGCUGCGCGCGGUACUACUCGGACGACACACGAGAACGCGGCGCUCGUUGUGGACGGCAAGGCCGUGCACACGUGGAUUAAGGAGCUGGGCAUCGUGUGGUUCGCCAACGGUGCCGACCACAAGGUGCGGCUCGCGGCGCGCUCUGGCAAACAGCAGGAGCGCGGCGACGGAUUCAUGAAGACGAUCGAGAUUGGCGGCGAGGAGAUCCCGAGGAUGAACGUGGGCGACGAGGUGACGGCGGAGGGCGGUCUGACUCUGCGGUUCGCGGCGCUGGAGAAGGAGGGCCCGUAUGACGUGGACUACUACACGCUCGCGAUCGACGGGCUCGUGACGCUCGACCUGCGCCUGCGCGUGGCCAACCCCAAGCUGCAGACGCCCAGCGAGGCCGAGGCGCACAUCAACGUGGGGAUUGUAGAGCUGGAGCACACCGACGACGUGCACGGCGUGCUCGGCCAAACGUACCGCCCCGACCACGCCGCUCGCGCCGCCGACUUCCAGCGCCUGAUCGCGAACCUGCACCGUCCGAUCUCGGCCGACAGCCAGAGGGCGCUGGGUUCCUUGACGGCACUCCCCGGCUGUACGAGUCGAGCUCCGUGCUGUCCGUGGACUGCGCGCAAACCGAGUACCACCGCGCCAAGCAGCUGA
Closterium sp. Naga37s-1 is the source of this 1302-nucleotide messenger RNA. NCBI's taxonomy places the organism in Eukaryota, Viridiplantae, Streptophyta, Zygnematophyceae, Desmidiales, Closteriaceae. The record is from the annotation of a GenBank genome assembly.